Diatraea saccharalis (sugarcane borer) is the source of this 1626-nucleotide messenger RNA. NCBI's taxonomy places the organism in Eukaryota, Metazoa, Arthropoda, Insecta, Lepidoptera, Crambidae. The record is from the annotation of a GenBank genome assembly.
AUGAACGGCCCUAAAAAAGAGAUUCCUUUAUGUGAGGUAUGUCAGCAACCAGCUAAUCAAAUAUGCGGCGGCUGCAAGCUGGUCUACUACUGUUCAAAAGCACACCAGAAGCUAGGAUGGCGGGAAGGUCACAAGUUCAAAUGUUGCGCCUUCAAGGUUCAAUACUCAGAAACAUUUGGUCGUCAUAUGGUUGCCACGAGAGAUAUUAAGCAGGGUGAAAUGAUUCUGAAAGAGAAGCCAGCUGUAAUGGGACCAAGGAUGUCCGGUCCAGCACAUUGCUUAUCUUGUGGAAAGAAGUUGGAACCGAUGAAAAUAAAAGAAAUAUACGACUUCUACAAGUGUACCUCUUGCAACUGGCCAAUGUGUGGGCCUGAAUGUGAAAAGGCUGAUAUUCAUAAAGCAGAAUGCAAGAUCAUGACUGAUAGAAAGUACAAGUGCACCAUUAAAUAUGAACAACCAGAUAAAACAGAAGCAGCGUAUUGUGUCAUAGCACCUCUCAGAGCAUUGUUAAUGAAGGAUUCUAACCCUCAACAGUACGAAAAUAUUAUGGCUCUCGAAUCACAUCUUGAAGAUCGUAUCAAUACACCGUUGUAUGUUAUCCUAAAAGCUAAUCUAGUGACUUUUAUAAUUCAAGUUCUUGGAUUACCAUUUGAUGAGGAUUCGAUAUUAAAAGUGGCUUCGAUAUAUGACACUAAUGCAUUUGACGUACGUUGCCUAGAUGGAUCAAAAAGAUUAAGAGCUAUUUAUGUAACUGCAUCGAUGAUGAACCACAACUGCAAACCCAACACACGUCAUAUAUAUUUAGGUGACAAUUAUAAUCUGGCAGUUAUUGCAACUGUGCCAAUAUCAAAGGGAGAAAUGAUAACAUUAACAUACACUCAAACUUUGCUAGGUACUUUGGAUAGAAGUAAGCUCUUGAAGAUAAACAAAUGUUUUGAAUGUGUCUGUGAGAGGUGUAGGGAUCCAACAGAAUUUGGCACAUAUAUUGGUAGCAUUUAUUGUUCAAUUUGUAACGGGCCUUUUGGAAAUGGAAUCGAGAAGCGACCGAUGUUGAUAUCGUCAAACCCUUUAGAUGAAACUGCCACUUGGAAAUGUGAAAAAUGUGAUCAUUUCAUUUUGAGUAGGCAAAUGUUUUGGGGAAAUAAUGCUCUAUCACAGGAAUUGAUGAAAAUUCGUAAAGAUGGACCCGAGAAAUUCGAAGAAUUCAUAGAGAAAUACAGUCAAACGCUACAUCCGAAUAAUCAUUUAGUUCUACAAGCUAAAUUGGCUCUCCUACAAAUUUAUGGAAAUUAUAAAGGAUACACAUUGUCAGAAUUACCAGAUCAUUUGUUGAAGCGCAAAUUAGAUCUAUGCCAUGAACUCCUAGAGUUAGCAGAUCAACUCGAGCCAGGCUGGUCACGGUUUAGAGGCACUAUUCUUCUAGACUUACAGGCAGCUAUGGUAGUUCAAACUAAAAGGGACUAUGAAGCCGAAAAAAUAACUAAAGAGGGAGUUCAGGAUGAACUUAUGGAAAGUAUGGUAUUAUUGCAAGAAGCUGCUAACAUUCUAAGAGUGGAACCUGAAAUGCGACCAACGUUAGAAGCAAAGAUUGAAGAGUUAACAAGAUUUUUGCAGACUCCAGAAUAA